This is a messenger RNA of Aspergillus homomorphus CBS 101889, 2559 nucleotides long. Its product is annotated as FAD binding domain protein. The transcript has 11 exons. The record is from RefSeq and is a predicted model, not a curated record. Bases 1 to 2559 code for a protein of 852 amino acids. Gene Ontology annotation, molecular function: oxidoreductase activity; FAD binding. Lineage: Eukaryota; Fungi; Ascomycota; Eurotiomycetes; Eurotiales; Aspergillaceae.
AUGUCUCGAUUCUCUCUCCAAGGUCGAACUGCGCUCGUGACCGGUGCAGCUCGUGGGUGCGGGCUCGCGUUUGCCAGAGGCCUUGCAGAAGCAGGUGCCGAUGUGGCCAUCUUCGACGUCAUUUCCCCGGAGGCAGGUUUUGAAGCUAUCGCGACCGAGUGCGGCGUGCGCACGGCCUAUUACAAGGUGGAUGUCUCCUCCGAAGAAUCGCUCGACGCCGGCUUCAAAGCCUUCCAAGCCGACUUCAAAAACGCUCUCGACAUCUGCGUUCCCUGCGCGGGUAUCAACAUUCACCAGCCCUUCCUGGAGUUCACAUACGCCGACCACGCCGCGCUGCUCGGGGUCAACGUGUUGGGCGUGUACAUGACGGCCCAACGCGCGGCCCGGCAGAUGAUCGCCAAUGGGACACAGAAGGGGAGCAUUGUCCUGGUGGCCAGCAUGGCGAGCCACGUUGCCGUGCGUUCUCAGCUGUGCAGUGCGUACUGCGGGAGCAAGGGAGCCGUGAGGGCGAUGUGUCCGGCGAUUGCCAAGGAGAUGGCCCAAUACAACAUCCGCGUCAAUUCAAUUUCGCCGGGAUAUGUGCGCACGGAAAUGACGGCUGCGUUCUCGCAUCUGGUCGAAGAGUGGAAAGGCGACGCGAUGAACGGGCGCAUUGCCGAGCCGGAGGAUAUCAUGGGGGCGUGCGUGUUCCUAGCCAGUGAUGCUAGCUCUUACAUGACGGGGCAGGAUGUGGUGGUGGAUGGGGGAGUAACCAAGUGUGAUAAUUGCAGAUGCAACCUCCUGCGCUACGGCACUCCGAUUAUCCUUCUCGAUGACCGCCCCGAUAAAACUUCCACAGGCAAAGCAGAUGGUCUGCAACCAAAGACGAUCGAGACGCUGAAGCAGCUGCGUCUGGCCGACCCGUUACUGCGACACGGGGCCAAAGACUCCACCCCAACGCAGCCCCUCCGCCGCACCGGCCGUAAAACCCACUACCCGGACCACCUGGUCGGCGCGCCCGAUCCAUACAUCCUCCUCGCCCAUCAGGGCAUGCUAGAGAGUAUCUUCAUCAAGGAUAUCGAAAGCCGGGGUGGAUCCAUAUCGCGGAACAGUGAAUUCGUAGGCGUCGAGAAGGACGAGGCGGGCGAUCUCAAAGUCACAUACAGGGACCUGACGACGGGCGAUGUGGGGUCCGUGUACGGGAAAUACCUGGUUGGGUGCGAUGGCGCCCGGUCGAAAGUGCGGGACUUCAUUCCCGAUGCGCAGUUGGAGGGCGAGAAGACGAAUGCUUCGUGGGGGGUGUUGGAUGGCGAGAUUGAAACCACCUUCCCUGACCUCUGGAGCAAAGUCGCCGUCCGUUCCCACACAGCCGGGUCGAUCCUCUGGAUUCCCCGGGAGCGGAACAUGACCCGCUUAUACGUUGAGUUGAGUGCCAUAGAUGGUGAGCGGGUGCCUAAGUCGAUGGCGACCCCGGAGUAUGCCAUGGCUAGGGCGCGCGAGGCGAUGAAACCGUUUUCCCUCGAGUGGAAAAACAUUGAAUGGUUCGGGAAUUAUAUCGUCAACCAGCGCGUGGCACGCCACUUUUCCGACCCAAGCAAUCGCAUCUUCAUCGCCGGUGAUGCCGGCCACGUCCACUCCGCUCUGGCCGCCCAAGGCGCCAACACCAGCAUGCAUGACUCGCUCAACCUCGCCUGGAAGAUCAACCUGCACUCCCGCGGCCUAGCCACCAACACCCUCCUGUCGAGCUACUCCGUCGAGCGUCGCAAGAUCGCGAACGACCUGAUCGCCUUCGAUGCCAGCCACGUGGCGGCGUUUGAACAGGGCGAGGCCGCGCUGACGCGGAACUUCGACGAGAACAUCCGGUUCAUCGCCGGGUUUGGGGCGGAGUAUCUUCCCGAGGACGUGCUCACCUGGGCGUGGGAGGAUAAAGGAGUCCAGAAUGGACACGCUCACGGCAGUAACGUCUGGGAAGAGGCAGACGAAAAGCUAGGAUGGGUGAGGCCAGGCUCUCUACUCCCGCCUUGUCUGGUCACGAGAUUUAUCGAUGCGAACCCCGUGGCGGUGCAGUUGGAUAUUCCACUUCUGGGUCAGUUCCGAGUAUAUCUUGUUGUCCCGGAUGUACAGGCAGAGAGUAAUUUCCUCGAAGAGUUUUGCGAGAGAGUUAUGAAUGAUGGGAGUGUGCUAGCUACGAUGACGCAAAAGGCUAAUGAGAGCUAUGCGCGCAGGGAGCGGAAGCAGGCGCCAGACGAUGUGUAUCUGGGCCACGCGAGGUAUACUCCGGUGUCGCAGGUGGCGACGUUCGCCCUGGUGACUCGAGGCCCACGGGAGAGUUUCGAGAUAGAGGAUCUGCCUGAGGUGCUGAAGCAGAGUCGCUGGACCGUGUACCUAGAUGAAGCGGGUGAGGAGAGGGGCGGAUGCACGAGCCGGUGGUUGGGCAAGACUGGUGCUUCAGGGACGGCGGUGAUGAUCGUGAGACCAGACGGGUAUAUCGGGGCUGCGGCGGGCUGGAGUUGUUACGACGGGGUGCAAGCAGCUGAGUGGGUCAACAAUUACUUUGGGAGCUUCACUGAUUCUGUUUGA